AUGAGACGGGUAAUCUUUUUUGUGGGGUUACUCUCGACCCUUCAGGCCAACCAAUUUAUACCUCAGGAUCUCAGUAAGUCGUUUACUUUAUGAAAUUUUUACAAUUUCUAAAUUUUAAAGUCUCGAAACUAAUAUUAUACUAUAUUUUGAGUCAUCAUUUUACUGAAAAUCUUACUUUUACAUCAAGGUAAAGUCGUUAUGUCACUUGUAUAAAACUUUUGAAAAUUAGGGUCUUAUUUAAAGUGUCAUUGUAAUAUGACAGAUGAAGUGUCAUGAAGUAUGCAGAAAGCUGGUCACGUAGAUCAACAUUGUUAUCAGCUAGAUCUUUUUUAUGUGCAAAGACAAGUUUUUUACCAGGGAAGCUACGGGCAGUAAAAUGACAAAGUUAGAUAAACAUGACAUUGCGCAACUAUUACAAUAACUAUUACAAUGUUGUGAAUAUGCUAGAUGCAUAAACAAAGUAGAAAACAGAAAUACUUUGAAAGCUAGAGUAAUAAUAAUUUAAACAAAGUUCAAAUUUUAAAAUUUAAAGCUUCACAUUUUAAAAUUUAAAAGUUUAAAUUCAAAGGAAGAACCCUCUAAACGAAUGUAAAUGUAGUUGUGAAACUCCCCAAACAGACACUUCAGAGUAACGGGUUUACUUUUUAUUGUUUUACCGUUAAUUUGCGUAAGUUGGAACAGGCUUCUGAAGUUUGCGAGAGUAGUGUAAUAUUGUCAUGUGCGCUGUGUAACAACAAAGUAUAUCAAUAAUUAUGAUUGGAAUGUUUAUUAAGUGUUAACUUGGCGAUUAAUCAGUAACUGUCUAUUACUUUUUGACGUAUAAAUAGUCAAAAGAAGUGAGAAUUCCAUGAAAGUAAACAUUAAGUUGUUUUACCCUAACCAUAGUCGUAUAAACCUGCACUAUAGUUAUAUUUACCUUAACGAUAGACCGUUUCAAAGCAAUAUAGAUGACGGUAAUAAACGUUUUGUUGAUUUAAAUUGCAAAACAAUCAGUAACACUGAUCUUUUAAUUGUUAACGUAACAUAUAUCACAGUAAGUAAUCACAUGUCUGUACCAUGGUGAAGAUAGACCCCCAGCCGUAGGUGGUUUUUACAAGUAACAUUACUGCCUUACUAUUCUAUUUCUCGCCUUACUUUCGAUUGAUUGAUCGUUUUCAUCCUGAAAAAAACAAAAAAGGUUCCCCGCUUAAAGGCACCGCUACUAUUUAACAAUUUAAAGAGAGACACGAGUAGUAAAUAAACCUGUAAAUAACAAAACAUAUGAAUAACAACCUUAUUAAUGACACAGCCAUGUUUUAACCAAGUUAUUUCCGCAAUUAAACUCUUUUUUUAUAUCGAAAAUGUCAUAAAAAUGUGACAAAAGUUGCCUUUAAGUGAUGGUAAUUUUAUGCCAAAAAAAUGAAUAAUAUUCACUCCAAAAUUAAAGUGCAAAUUUCAGAAUGCGACACAAAUCAACUGUAUGGAAGUGUCGGAGUAGAAAGUACGGCCAGAGACAAAUGGCUACUAGUACAAGUAGGACAGCUGAGUCUAGAAAGCUGUGUUAAAGCUUGUUUCGAGUACAGGUACUGUUAUUCAGUACGGUACGACCCUAAACACUUCCGGCCUUGUGGAUUCUAUCUCCACACUUCAGAAGGCUGCCAACAGAAGACUUUACAGCCGAUCAAAGACAUUACACAUGGUGAAGAUACCAUCAUCGUGGAAUGUAUCAAAUGUACAGACAGUAAAAGCGGUCAGUUACGGAGGGUACCAUACUAAGGCUUUAAAAAAUAUUAUCGUAAAAAUUAUAUAGAUUCAAUGAAAAGCUUCAAAAAACUUUAAAUAACACAACCUCAAGUAGUAGUUCCUAAAGUCUUACUGUCACAGCAAUAAUAUUUUCUUUCCAGAAGGCCCGCAAUACGGAGUGAACUACAUAAAGCGACAGAACCGAGCAGGUACAAGUGAGUAUCUUCAUUUCCCCUAAUUAUUAUUUUCUUUUCAGCCAUCGAGUUCAACCCCAACGCUGAUCCAGGUUGGUACCAUUACCUUUUAGCUUUGUUUGGUACACUUUGUUCGGAUUGCCGUUAAAAUUUUGUUUUGGGAAUGGUAGACUAACAAACGCUUUAAAAUAAGCCCACUAUAACAUUUUUGGCCUUCAUAAAUAACUUUAAAGUCUAAAUACACCAUUCGACUAUAAAAAAGGAGGAAAGUCUAAAUUUAAACCUAAAAUGCUAAUUUUAAUUCUUUCUUCCAAGCCUAAAAUCUUAAAAUAAACCACUUGAUCUUUGUCACUCUCUUGCACGACAGUUGAGUCUUUGCAUUCAAAUGAUUCACAAGUUUGUUGUACCUAAUUUCCUCAAAUUCUUCCCAUUCCUUUUACCGUUUCUCCAAGGUUAAAGUAAUUUCCGUUCUUUGAACAAAAUGAUUCACAGCACGCCACAUUCUAAUUAAAGUACUUGUUAAUAUCUUCAGCGUUUACAACAACAUUACCCACAACCUUUAAGGCCAUCAAAGGUAAGAUACGACAAUGUUGUGUUGGCGUUUAGAAUGUGACGAUGUUGGAGGAUUCAGAAGAAAACAGAGGUUCUAAAACUGACUUUGUUCUCCAUAAUAUAAGACAUUGAAACAAACUUGCCUCUGCUAUUGUCAGUCAAACUCUAAUUCAUAACAAAUUAGAUAUGAAUGUUAAAAUACUAACUAUAAAACAGUGUGAAUUUACAAAUUAUACCCAAUUAUAAGCCCAUUAAUAGAAAACUUUACAGCUUCUCCACAAUUAGAAGUUAAAGCUCAGGAUUCUCCUUUGAGUGAAGACUUUUCUGUCCUGGAUCAACAGAUAUACAAAAGGUCAUGUUUGGUGACAUACCAAGUCUACGAAGACAUCGACUCUCUCGGAUUCGAAACUGACAAAGAAGCUUCAGUUAACAGGUAGGUUGAAACUGUGCGAAACAAAAUUUUGUUUUCUUUUUCUUACAAAAUUAUUUUGAACGAAAUGCCGCAAAUGUAAAGAUAACGAAAUGUUAAUUUAAUUAUUUGAUCGGCGAAAAAAUAUUUUAUUGACGGAAAUCGCGAUUUUUGAAUGAGGAUUCUGGCAACCUCUCCAAAAAUCUUAAAAGAUGCUUGUUUUCUAAAAAGGCUAUGAAAGCCAUGAAUCUAAAAGGAUAUUUUGCUGCUCGCUUAUCUCCGUCGAGCUAUGACAACAUGAAACUGGAAAAAAUUAAAAAUUUCAAAAGCAACCGAAUAAUUAAACCAAAAACGGUGCUGAAGAUCAAGCCUAAGCGGCUAAGCCUAUUUUUUCAGCUUUUUUGGAGAGGUAUACAUAAUGUCUAACUUAUACCGCUACUUUAACGUAUUCAUUUGAUUCUUUCAGUGUGAAUGAAUGUGCUUUCAUCUGUUACCAAAACUCUUGUUCUGGAGCCAUUUUCGAACCGCCUCAGGGCACAGAAUUGGGAGGAAAGUGUAAAGUUGUGAGUAGAAAGAAGGAGAAGUGUGAUGCAUCUCUACAACGACAUUACUCCUACAAAACCAAACAAUCUGUGGGAUUGUCCUGCUUCCGUUGUGUUCACGAACGGCCGAGCACGGUGUCUCCAGACGCCAAGUUGAUAACGUCAACUAUCAGUUCACUUGUGCCUCCAGGGGAAACGGAGACCGAGAAGCAGGAUUCUCAGGACUUUCAGGAUUCUAUUCAUCUGGUUCAGUUGUCUAAGGGUAUGGUUUUGUAUUAUUGUUACCUAUUUUGAGUUUAUAUUUAUGUUAAUAUUAAAAGUAAUGUAAAAUAGCUAAAAGUAAUGUUAAUAUGAUUGUUUCUAGGGUGUACUAUUCACUUCCAAGUUGACAAAAUUGAAUCGCGACCUUUCAAGUCUGACUUUGAGGAGACAGUUGAAGUUGAAACAGCAGAUAUCUGUGCCACAAGAUGUUACCAGAAUGGUUGCACUGGGGCUUUAUAUACGGCUGAAAGCAAAGAAUGUAGACUUGGGUAUGAAGAUAGUCACGUGUGUAGUUAUGGCCCUCUGAUUACUCAUUUUGUACCCGCAAAGGCUUCUGAUGGCGUCUGGAUUCAUUGUGUUAGUUGCCGUAAGUCUAUUUUAAGUCUAUGUGGAGAUACUAAUUUUUAAUUUGAAAGUACUGUUUACAUUAUUUAGUAAAAAUAUUUGAGUGCUUGAUUUUUUAGAGACUACCGUACCUCGUAAGAACUCGUUGUUCGCUCAAAAGGCUACAGAAAAGCCGCUACAGAUUUCGACCACUAAAAUCGAGUCGUUAAUUGAAGAAGUUACUAAAGCUUCUGUUGAAUCUACAACGGCUGAGACUGUGGAAUCUACAGUAGCCGAGGAGAAGGUUGGGAAGCCAGUAGAAGCCGCUACGGUAUCUCCAGUAGAAGAAGCCACUUCUAAAUCUGAAGUUAUUGAACAAUCGACUACUGAAUCUGAAGAAAAAACUACAGGUAGUCACUCGGAACAUACUACAGAAGCUUCAGAGGCUACAACGAUUGCUGUGGACAAAGCAGUGAUUUCCGAAGCCUCUGUUACCGAAGCGCCAGCUACUGAAGAAUCUCAUACAGAAGCCGAAUUCCAUCACGAUCUGGAAUCUGUGACAGUAACUGCAGAGUACAAGGUUCAAACAACUGAAGGUACUGUACAGUCGACAACUCGACUUCCACAGUCUGUAGGUACCGUGCUUAAGAGUGAAGAAGUAAAUGAAGAUGAGGUCAAGAAGGUCGAAGAAGUGCAUCAGAAGUCAAAGAAUACAGAAGACGUGGAAAGCGAGAAGGAGAAGGUAGAACCCGGCCAUAAGCCUGUGUUCAUCACUGAAGCUCCAGGAACCGAGGCUACUGAGGCUGCUGAAGCAACUACUGAAGCUCACGUUACCUCAGAAGUGACAUCUGGAGAAGGUAAGAUAACUACAGAAGCACCAAGCGUGACGCUUCAAGAAGGCUACGUUAGUGACGAAACACAAGAAUCUCUGUCUUCUAUGAAGGCUACAACUCCGUCAACUGAAUCGUCUUCAGAAUCUAACGUCGAGAAGACUACCGUUGUGUCAACAGAAGCUGAAUCUACUGUAAUUAGUGGUGAAAAAACUACUGAAUCUCCUACAGAAUCGGAGUCUACCGUUGCCGUUGUAGGGGAGACUACUGCUUCUACAGUUGAAGCUACAACAUCUUCCGAAUCCAUCAUAGACAAAGUCGUGAAUUGGUUCUCGACCACUCCAUCAUCGGAAGAGACUACUGGAGCUUCAACUGUAAGUGAAGUUGAGGAGAGUAGCGAGAAGCCAUUGGCUGAAAGUGUUGGCACUACUACAAGCAGCGUCACGGAAUCAGAAUUGCAGACUACUGCUACGAUAGAAGAGACUACAAAGACAAUUCCAGUAGAAACACUGAUGCCUGAACAGGAUGAGAAGGAAGUUACUACCUCUAAAACUGUAAGUCAAACACCAGAGGAACAGUCAACCGCUGGAGACAAGGAAGCUACAGUAUCUGAAGCUACAUCCGCUGUUGAAGUCACAACUGUAGCAACUGAGGCUUCUGAGUCGCCUUCUAUACAGGAAACUACAGUAGUUUCAGUGGUGGAGAAUACUGAAGAAACUCAUGAAGUAAAGUCAGAAGAUCAGCUUGGAAGAACCGGAGCUACAGAGGCUCCAGAAGAGACUACUGCUGAAGCUAGCAAAACUACUCCAGUAGCCACCACGAUACAGGAGUCAAACGACGAAGCUACAAGUGCUACAGUAUCAGAAGAGAAGGUAGUUGAAUAUACAGACACUCCAUUGGGCAAAGGAGUCGAAGAAACGACAGAGGCUGCAGAAGCUGCUACAGUGGCUUCAGGUGAAGUUGUACAGAAUGCAGAAGCUGCCAAGGUCGAAGGAACUUCAGAAGCAAAGGUGAACGAAGAACAGUCUACGAUAGCUACAGGAGUAACUACAGAAGGUAUUGAAGCUACAACUAAAGCGAACGGAGAUGUUACAGAAGAAGGUGUUAAGACUACAGGAGAAGCUACUGAACAGACUACAGUAGCAUCUGGAGCAGAAUCGUCAACGGAGACAUCUACAGUAAAAGAAGUGAUUACCAUGGAAUCUGCUUUAAAAGAAUCUGUGGAGACGACAGUGGCUACGUCAGAACAACACGAUGAGACGACAGAAGUGCCUGAAUCUGCUUCUACGGUCGAAAACGAACGAACGACGGUAAAAACAGAAGAAGCCACGGUGAAGCCUGUCGCAAUUGAAAUCACUACGGUAGAAAAUGCUACAGAAGUAACAAUUGGAAAGAUCAAAGUAGAAGUUGAAGAGGAAUCUUCUACGGUGGCGUCAGAAAUAUUGACUACCGUUCAAAGUGCUACAGAACUCAGUGUAGCGGAAGAAGCUGGUGUUACAGAAGGCAUUACUAAAGAAGCUACUGAGUCUGUAAAGACCGAAGAGGAAGUUACCAUAGCUGGAGUUACAGAAAAACAAGAAGUUAUCGUGGUUAACGAUACGGCUACGGAACCAAGUGUUUCAGAAACAACAAAAUCAGAAUCUAAGGCUUCUGGAGCUUCGGCUGAAAAUGCAGAAGUUGUUGAAGCAACCACGAUAGGAGUGAUUUCUGAAGCCAGACCAAGCCCAGAAGAGCCGAACAUUGAGGAAUCUACUGUGGUUGCAGAAGUAAACAGCACUGUCGCUUCCGAAUCAGUCAGCACGGUGGAAUCUGUAGCAAUCACCGGUCAGCCUUCGGAAGUCACAACUGAAGCACCUGUCACGACAAAAGAGGAGGCUAGAGAAGAAACCACUGGUAGCACUUUGGCCGCAGACAAGACUACGGUGGAGGGUUCAGAAGCUACUACUGUCGUCGGGGUUACAGAAACCGUAGAAAAGGUUGAAUUUAGUCACGAUGAAGCCAAUCACAAAACUGAAGAAGCUGAAGCUACCACACAGGCUACCGCUACAGCGACUUCUGGAGUUGAAAGUUUGUCUUCAGAAGCCACUACUAUCAAAACUGUAGAAGAAUCAGUAGCAAAUGUUACUGAACCCGUUGCUACCGUGGAAUCUGACGACGAAGGUAAAAGGGUAGAAGCCACGACGGUGUCUACUGCUGAAGAAGUUGCGACUACAGUACAGUCCAUUAUAGAUACGGUAACAGGCUGGUUUACUACCACUGAAUCUCCAGCGGAAUCUGUUACGAAAGAAUCUGGAGCUUCUACAGUAGCUACAGUUGGAGAUGCGACUGUAGUAACAGUUGAAGUGACUACAGAAGAAACAGGAUCAAAGGUCACCACGGAAGAAAAGGAAUCUGAAGUUGAAGCCGUAACAACACCUUCUGUAGCUGAAACUAAAGAAUUCGAGCAUCCAGAAGCCUCCACGGCGUCUGAAGCUAAAGAAACUUCAGCUACAGAGGAAGCUCUACUUGCUACAACGGUAAUAACUGCAUUGUCAGAAGAUAAUCAGACUUCUAGCUCGGUAAAGGAGUUUACGGCUGUGGAACCCGUACCUACAACAACGAUAAUUGUGGAUGUUGCAAAGACUGAAGCUACUGUAUCUUUUGCGUCAACAGAAGGUGUAGCCGGGGAAGCUUCAGAAGCAACGACGAUCGCUUUCCAGCCAACUCCAGAAGUUGCGGCAGCUGAGAAUGCAACGUCGGAAGCUGAGUUAGAGUCAAAUGCUUCAACUUUGAGCUUUGAACCAACUCCAGAAGUUGCUACUGUUGGUGAAGCUCUGACUACAGAAUCUUUGGAGAACGCAACGUCAGCUAGCAAGGAAGUGACACCAGAAGCUGUUCCAGAAGCUAGUACUGUAGCUAUUGAAUCGACCACAGAAGUCGCGCAAAGCAGCGAUGAAUCUGUUACUGGAGCUUCAAAAGAAGUUGUUGAAUUUGUGACAACACCGUCAACAAAGGAAUCUGAGGAGAAAGAAACAACUGUGGCUACAGAACCUGAAGCUACCACAGCAGUCAACGAGGGUACUACAAAAGUAGUUGAAGAAGCUACUGUAACAAGCAAAAGCAAGGAUGAAGAUGUAAAGAGUGAGGUUACUACAAUUGUCAGUGAAGUAACAGAAGUCAAUAAGGUUUCCGAAGGCUCGACGGUUGCUGCUACAGAAGAACCGACAACUGUAGUUGUAGUAGAAUCUGAAGUCACUCCGGAAGCACCUGUCCUUCAGAAUAAAACUCACGAUCUGGCGACCGAAAAUGAACAACCAACAGAAUCUUCUACUGGUAAUGAAGCGACAACGGUAGCUUCAGAAGUUGUUGUUACAGAAGAAGCAACUACAGUGAAUUCAGAAGCUGUCGUGACCGAAGAAGUGGCGGAGGCUGAAGAAUCAGCAGAAGCCACGACGGAGAAAAGGGAGAAAAGUGAAAAGGAGACGACGGUCGAAGGCGCUACGGUACAAGAAGUAAAAGCAACUACAGAAUCUGAAGAAGAAGCUGCUACAGUUAAGACUGUGGAAGAGGUUACUACACUCAAAACAGAAGAAGCGGCUACUACCGUCUCAUCGGAAUCGACCGGAGAAACUCCUAAAGUGUUAUCUUCAGAAGACGCUGCUGCAGUUGAAGCUGAAAGUGCUACACGAACGAUUUCAGAGGGAAAAUUGACAACAGAAGGGGUUGAAGGCACUACAGUAAAAUCAGAAGGUAGGGGAAUGACUUGGUUUAUGUCUGUAAAUUACUUAAAUUUACUUUUUAAAAAUUUUUUGAAUUUUAAAGUUUAAAUUACUGUUUUUCAGAAUCGGAAGCUACAACUGAAGUACCGAAAGUUACUGUAAGCGGCGUGGGAAGUGCUAAUGAAGGUGCUGAAGAAGCUACUACAGUUGAGAAGACAGAAGUUACUGGAAAGGAAUCUGAAGCAACAACUACUGAAGCUACUAAAGUAACGAUCGAAAGUGAGUUGGCGACUACUGUAGAACCUGAAGUUGUUGAGUCUACUAUAGAAAGUGAACCAACCACAGUUAAGGCCAUUAUUGUUGAGACUAUAGAGUCUACGGUAAAAGAAUCAACUCAAGGAUCCGUGGAACUGACUACUGUAGAAUCAGAAGCCGGUACUACAGUGGAACCGAUAGCUGGUACUAUUGUAGAAUCUGUCUCGUCAACUGAAGUCCCAAAGGUUUUAGUUAGUGGAGUUGGAAGUGCAAAUGAAGGAGCUACUGAAACUACAGUCGCUUCAGAAGAGGCUACAACAGUUGAGAGCGUGGAAAAGGAAGCUGCUACAACUGAAGGUACGGAAGUGAAAGUAACAGAAAGUAUAGAAGCUACAACAUCAAUCAAUUCACAAGAAUUAGCUAAAGAAUCGACCGUAGAAUCAAGUGUAACGACAACAGAAGGUGUUUCUAAAGAAGUUUCAGAGUCUAUAACAUUGAAACCCAUCGUUAUUCCAGCUACAGAUGCUAUUAACGCCACAACUGAACAGUCUGUAGAAGCUACGACAGCAGAAUCUGAUUUGGCUACAGCUGAAAUCAGUAAAGCGACUACGGUAGAAAGUAAUGAUUCUGAAGCCACAACGUUAGGUGAGUCUGCGAUAAAAGAAUCAACACAAGGAUCCGUGGAAGGGUCUACUGUAGAAUCAGCAGCUGGUACCACAGCAGAACCGAUAGCUGGUACUACUGUAGAAUCUGUAUCAUCAACUGAAGUUCCAAAGGUUUCUGUUAGUGGCGUCGGAAAUGCAAACGAAGGAGCUACUGAAACUACAGUCGCUUCAGAAGAGGCUACGACAGUUGUGAGCAAGGAAGAAGUUGCUACUACUGAAACUACUGAGCAGAAAGUAACCGAAAGUGUAGAAGCCUCUACUGGAAAGCCAGAAGAGUCUACAGUAGAAGUAGUAGCUACAACAAGGUUAGGUGUUCAAGAAGAAACAACGGGAGAAGUAGAAGCCACUACUGUACUAUCAGAAGCAGUUACUAAAAUUGAGAAGAAUGAAGAAACUAUAGUACAAUUUGAAGGUAUAUCUCCAAAGAUCUUGGCUUCUGAAGACGCUUCAACCGUUGAAGUAGAAUCCACUACUAAAGUGGCAGAACAAACAACUGAAAAAGAAGCUGAAGCCACUACAGUAAUACUACAUGCUUCUGGUUCGACUUUGGAAGUCGAAGUUGUGACGGCUUCAGGUGUCACGGAACAAAAGUCGGCAUCAGAAGCGGCAGACGCAACUACUGAAGAAACCAAAGUGGAAGCUUCAACUUCUAUCAGCGAAUCUGCAAGCACGGUGCCUUCUAAGAGUGUAACGCCAUCUGUGUUGCCAGAAGCUACAACUUCAGAAGAAGUUGUUGAAACCACAGUUCAACCAGUUUCAAAUGGCUCAUCGUUGGUAGAAAAUGGCACAAUUGUAGCUGGUGCGACGGUGUCUGAGCUGAACGAUGAAGCUACAGUUGAAGUAGUAGCUACUACAGAGAGUGUAGCACAAACAACAGAAUCACAGGUCAAUGAAGCUACUGUAGCGACAGAAGGCAGCACAGUUAUUACUGCUCAAUCGACUGAACCGUCGGUAAAAGAAGCUACGCCAGCAUUUCUUGAAAGUAGCACGGUAAUAUCCGAAGCAGUUACUACAGUGGAAGCUGAAGCUACAACUGAAGUACCAAAAGUUACCGUAAGCGGCGUUGGAGCUGCAAACGGAGGUGGUGCAGAGGCUACUACAACUUUAGAAAGUGCUACAACUGUUGAAAGCAAGGUAACUCUAGAAAAGGAAGCUGAGGUUACUGAAGCUACGAAAGUUACAGCAGAAUCCGUAACAAGUGAGGCUGCAGAAGCUACUACUGAAAAAACAGAAGUAUCGACUGUUCAAGUUGUAGGUACAACAAUAUCAAGUAUUCAAGAAGAAAAGGUAAAAACAGAAGGCACAGAAGAAGCUACCGGAUCAAAAGUUGGUGCUACAACAGAAGCAUCUACGCAAGAGUCGGCGUCGGAAGCAACUAGUAUAGUAUCUGGCGCAGAAUCUACAGUAAGACCGAUUGUAAUGUCAGUUGAACAUCCAGAAGUUGCUCAGAGUAACGAUACCGAAGUUUCUGAAGUCCCCGUUGUGGCUACAACUGUUUCUGAAGAAGCGACGACGGAAAAGGUCUCUACGGAGGAAGAAUCACCAAAGUCAACAGUAGAAGUCGAAGCGACUACAGAAGUACCAAAGGUUUCUGUCAUUGGUGUUGUAAGUGCAAAUGAAGGCGCUACUGAAGCUACCACUGAAUCUGCUACGACUGUUGAAGAAAAAGAAACUACGGUAAAGGUAGUUGAAGUAACUACCGAAGCGUUAAACGCUGCCUCUUCUGAAGCAUCAUCAGCAACCACGGUGGAAUCUUCCGAAGCCGUAACGGAAGCUAAAUUGCCAGUUACAACCGAAGCUACUGUUGUCAAUGCUACUGGAAUUGCUUCACAAAAUGACGAGGCUACGGCGGUUACUGUAAUUUCUGAGGAAAAGUUAACAACUGUUAAAGUAAUCGAGGGUUCAGAAGCUACCACGGAAAGUCCAGCGGUUAAAGAAUCAAGCAAGGAAUCUACUACAGUAGGAACUGUAACAGAGGAACCGAUUAUGAAGGAGACGAUCGUGGAUAACCAAAAAGGAAAAGAAGGCACUGUAGGAGAAGCUUCUACUACUGUGGGUACGGUGGAAGUCUCAAAAGAAUCUACAAAAGGCGAAGAAGCAUCUACGGUACCAACGGUAGAAGAAACUACAAUUUCAUCGGAAAGUGCUUCUGAAACGACCAAAGAAGCUGCGGAAGAAUCCAUCGCUACUCAUUUACCUGACUCUACAUUAGAAGCUGUCGAAUCUACAACAACAUCACACGUUCAAGAAGGUACUGUCGUGCCGAACGUAGAGUCAACGACGGUGUCAGAAAGUGUAGCAACUGAGGAAUCAACAUCAGAAGUAACCUCUGGCAUUGAAUCUACAGUAAGACCGGUUGUAAUGUCAGCUGAACAUCCAGAAGUUGCUCAAAGUAACGAUACUGAAGUCACAGAAGUGCCUGUUCUGUCUUCGACGGCUUCUGAAGAAGCUACUACUGAAGUUGCAAAGAUUUCUGAAAGUGGCGUCGGAAGUGCAAAUGAAGGUGUCACAGAGGCUACGACAAUAUCAGAGGCGGCUACGACUGUUGAAAGCAAAGACACAACUCUCAAGGAAUCUGAAGCUACUGGAGUUACCAGUGCUGAAGACAAGGCUACAACAGAAGGAGUCGAGGCUACUACUGUGAAGUCAGAAGUUUCUACGCUUGAAGCAGCGGUGGUUACUGAAUCAAGUCCUAAAGAAGAGAAAUUGACGACAGAAAGCCAAGCAGAAGCUACGCCUGAGAUCGUUACUACUGUAGAAUCUGAAGCAGUUUCUACGGUGGAAUUUGAAGCUACAACUGAAGUACCAAAAGUUACUGUAAGCGGCGUUGGAAGUGCGAAUGAAGGUGCUACUGGAGAAACUAGUGAGCCUGAAGAAGCCACUACAGUUGAGAAGACAGAAGUUACUGGAAAGGAAUCUGAAGCAACAACUACUGAAGCUACUAAAGUAACGAUCGAAAGUGAGUUGGCGACUACUGUAGAACCUGAAGUUGUUGGAUCUACUGUAGAAAGUGAAUUAACCACAAUUAAGGCCAUUGUUGUUGAGACUACAGAGUCUACGGUAAAAGAAUCAACUCAAGGAUCUGUGGAAGCGACUACUGUAGAAUCAGAAGCCGGUACCACAGCAGAACCGAUAGCUGGUACUAUUGUAGAAUCUGUCUCGUCAACUGAAGUCCCAAAGGUUUCAGUUAGUGGAGUCGGAAGUGCAAACGAAGGUGCUACUGAAACUACAGUCGCUUCAGAAGAGGCUACAACAGUUGAGAGCGUGGAAAAGGAAGCUGCUACAACUGAAGGUACGGAAGUGAAAGUAACAGAAAGUAUAGAAGCUACAACAUCAAUCAAUUCACAAGAAUUAGCUAAAGAAUCGACCGUAGAAUCAAGUGUAACGACAACAGAAGGUGUUUCUAAAGAAGUUUCAGAGUCUAUAACAUUGAAACCCAUCGUUAUUCCAGCUACAGAUGCUAUUAACGCCACAACUGAACAAUCUGUAGAAGCUACGACGGCAGAAUCUGAUUUGGCUACAGCUGAAGUCAGUAAAGCGACUACGGUAGAAAGUAAUGAUUCUGAAGCUACAACAUUAGGUAACAAAGAAGUGGAGAUAGAGGCUACAACCGUUGCGGCUACAGAAGAACAAAACACUACAGAAGGCGAAGAAGCAACAACACCGUCAGCCUUAGAAGUUACGGAGGAAGCUAAGACUACGGUGAUAAUCUUAGAAGAACCGAUUAAUGAAUCCAUCAAAGUGGAAGAUGCUAUCUUGUUUACAAGGCUACAGAACGAGACUUCUGAAGCUUCUACUACAUCAAAGCCGACCACAGUACAAGCUGGAUUUACCACGGUGGAGGCUACUGAAGCUGUUACGGAUGCUUCGAAUAUCACAACAGAAACUCAGCCAGAAGCUACAACAGAGUCUGUCAAAGAAGGUACUACAGAAUCCAGUGUUACGAAAGAAACUGAAGAGAAAACUACAGUAAGCAGUGAGACUACCACAAAGUCUGUAUCUUCAUUUGUUACUGAAGAAGGGGAGAAAAUAGAAGAAGUCGCUACUGAAGCUACAAGCAUGGCUCCAGAAUCUACAGAACAAACUACAGUAACGCUUCAGAAAUCGACCGAGAGAACUACUGUAGAAGGAGCUUUUCUAAUCGGAGAAGGUAAAGAUGAAGAGGACGAGACAACUACGGUAGAAGUUGUAGCUACUACAGAAAACACAGAAGUUGUCAUCACUACGGAAGCUGGAGAAAAGGCAGAAGUGACUACAGAAUCUCCGGAAAAAAUGGAAAAAACUCAAGGUUUCGAGAAGGCACAGUCGGAAGAAAUAGCUGAGUCUACAACGGAAAGCAGCAAAGAGACUACGGAAUCUGAAGUUGAAGCUACAACAAUAUCAGUAGUUUCUGAAGCUAACGAGACAGCUACGGCAAAGGCUGACGAACAAUUUCAGGGUAACGUAGAGCCAGAAGCUACUACAGUUGCUGCAGAACCGGUCACUACAGUUCUCACUGAAGAGUCUACUACUGUCGGUGAGAAAGUUACAGAGGCAGUAACUGUUGGAAGUCAGGGUAAAGAGUCUACAGAAGCUGUAGAAACAGCGUCAUCAACAGUUCCUGAAGCUGAAACCAGUGCUGAGAGUGCUACAGAAAAGACUGUAGUAGUAACGACAGCUUUUACACCAGAAGGAACGUCUGUAGCAGUCGAACAUCAAGAAGACGAGGUAAAAACAACAGAAUCCCCAGAAUCCUUUACUCAAGAAGCUGGUAUCGAGAUUUCUUUUGUUGGAACUACAGUAGCAUUCGAAGCUACUGAAGGUACGAAAAAUGAAUCACAGUUGGAAUCUGAACCUGUAACGGAGACGGCAUCUAAGGCUACAGAAAGCGUUGAAGCUACAACAGUGGAAGUUACUACACAAUCUGCUGUUGAAAGUGCUACAGAAGCUAAAGUCACGACUCCAGAAGCGGCUGAAGUCACUACAGAAGGUGUUACUGCAGGAGAAGAAACAGUCGAAUCAACUACAGUUUCAAAGACGUCUCCAGAUGUUCAGAAACAAGAAGACCUUAUCACGACGACAGAAGCUGAAGCUUCUACGGAUAAGGGAGCCGAAGAGUUGGAACAAAAACUAAUUCACGAUGAACAAAACGUGGAAUCCACCACGGUUUAUGAAGAAGUUAAUGUUACAAAAGCUGAAUUUAAUGUAGAAGCUACUACAUUGUCUGAUGAAGCUCAGACAGCAACUUCAAAUGUUGAAGCAACUACAGAACAUGUUGCUACGGUGAAAGCGGAGCCUGAUUCUUCACCUGAAGUCACGAAGGUUGUUGCAACUACAGAACCUGACACUCUUCUUGAACAGAAGCCUGGAGAAACAACUACAGAAGCGGCCAAGGAAGAAGUUGUUACGGUAGCUGAAGGCACAAAGUCAGAAGAAGCUACAACGGUUUCAGAGGUCUCGAAAAUUGAAGAAUUAACAACGCCUUCUGAAGUUACAAAAGCUAAGGAAGCUACGACUGUGGCUAUUGAACUGACAACGUUAGAACAGAUUCUGGCAUCUACUGCUUCUGCAGAGCAAACUUCUGUAGAGUCUGUUGAAGCCACUACAGAAUUUGCUACGGUAGAGGAAGAAAAUGUAAAAGUAAACGGUAGCAAGGUAGAAACACAAGCGGAUGCGGCUACAACAGAAGUUCCGAAGAUUGAAGUGACUACGGUUGAAGAGCAUGGUACGACUGAAGAGACUAAGGUAUCAGAAGGCACUACUUCUGAAGCUAAUAACGAAGUAGAAGCAAGUACUGUAGCGAGCGUCACUGGAGAAGGAAAGGAAUUGGAAGCCACAACACCAGCUGCUACGGUAACUCAGAAUAUCAUCGUAUUCAACAAAACUACGAUUGAAAAGACUGAAGAAACGACGGAAACGCCUUCAGAAUCCACUACUGAGUCUGAGGCUGAAAGUACUACUGAAGAUAGUAGUAUUGUGAAGGCUGUUAGUGAACUUGUGGACAUCUUAGCUACCCAAGAGAGUAAGUAUUAUCCUUAUUAUAGACAUGUUUGAAAGUUUUUAUGGCUUUGCAACCCAAAUGACUGGUAUAUUUUGCAGUCGGGCAUGUAUAGUAGGUAUAAAUCAGAUUUUUAUUUUUAGCCACGCUGGAACCUCCAGUACAAGCAGUAUCUGAAAUUGUGGAUACUUUAACCAACAACAAGAGUGUCGAGUCAUUGAUCAACAAGAAGUUGCCAGCAGGUAUGGUGCAUAAUUAAAUAUCAUUUCUAUCACAAAAUUUUAGUUUUUAAAAUACUUUGUUUUGCAUAAAAACCAAGGACUACCUUUAACUUUAACUUUUCCUGACCAAACACCUUACUAAUGACAACAUUUCAGGAUGUGAGGACAGUGGAAUCUACUUCACGGCCAAAAAGUUGGAAGACUACACUCAGACAUACGAACUUGUACUGGCGUCGAACUCGAUCAGGUCUUGUGUCAAGUCAUGCUUGGAGCUUCAGUGUACGAAGGCGGCCUUCACCAGAUUCCCCAGACGUGCUUGUCUACUACACUUCGAAGACGGUGCUCCAUUGUCCUCAAGUUGUGACAAAGACUCGUUAACUCACUCGUGGAGGAUGACAAAGUAUAAUGAGGUGGUCGAGAUCACUUGCAUUCAGUGUGGUAUGUCAAUGUGGAUAUUGUUUAGAUCUAUACGUUACCCUUGUUUUACAGUAAUUUAUAACUUUAACUUGUACAGGAUUUUAUUUUACCUUAAAGGCGUGCUUUAACAUACUCAUUUUGUACCACUCGUACUACAGCUAUCUUUUUAUGGCAAUUUAUAUUAUUUUAGGUGAAAAGACCCAAAAAGACCAACAGCUCAAAGAUGACAACAUUGUAGAACCUCGGUUUAAUGGCAUUGUGAAACGACAAGGUAUGUUAUCAUUACUCGUAUAUACACUUUUACUGUAGGAUUUUCUGACAAAUGUGAUGGCAGAGUUGAGUUCAAACUGUUGGCGGUGAACAAACUGCCAAAACUAAAUGUAACUAAUGAUAUUGCGGCUGACACUCCAGCUGAUUGUGCUAAGAAAUGCUUCGAGACUGUAAGUUUAUGUGUUAUGUAAUAGCUUAUAUAUCAUAAUAAAAUAGUAAAUACUAAUGUUGUAGUUUGGAUCCGCAGAAGGUAAAUGAUGUUGUGGAAAUUGUAAAAAAUACUAUGUUAAUGUAGAUGAUAUGAUAACGUCUGUUUUCUAAGAAAAGUUAACAAUAUUAAUAUGUUAUUGUAGGAAGGAUGUACGACAGCUGGCUUUGUCCCUAUCUCGAAUACCCAGACUGGACAAGGUGUAUGUCUGACUACAGUAGAUGAGAGUAAAUGUAUCGAUGACAUCAGCUACACUCCUCAACAUGCUUCUACUGUGCCGUUUGUUAUCUCAUGCAUCAGAUGUUCUAGUAGGUUUAAAAUUCAAUUUUUAAAGUUAAAUCUUAAAAUCUUCGAAAUUUUUUUUAAAUUUUGUAAAGUACGGUAAUUGAUACUGUAGAUAUUUAUAAAUAGUACCAUUAUGACGCUACUUUCAGAAUGCAACUACCAACUGACCCAACUAACUUCGAAGAAUCACAACAAACAAUUCGACCACAAAACCACAACGAACACAGUAUCCGAGUGUGCGGAGUACUGUAACGAGCACCGGUGUAAGUCGGCGGAGUUUGAUCCCUCAUCGUCGACGUGCUUCGUAUCUUCGCAAUCGGCCGAAGAUACGAAGUGUCCGCGGAACGAAGUCGCACUGGAAGUGAAUGGUAUCUUCCCAGUGCGCAUCGACUGUGUACAAUGUUCAUAG
Messenger RNA from Bursaphelenchus okinawaensis, 17239 nucleotides. NCBI's taxonomy places the organism in Eukaryota, Metazoa, Nematoda, Chromadorea, Rhabditida, Aphelenchoididae. The record is from the annotation of a GenBank genome assembly.